Messenger RNA from Exophiala mesophila, 654 nucleotides. RefSeq lists its product as uncharacterized. Gene Ontology annotation, biological process: nucleobase-containing compound metabolic process. Lineage: Eukaryota; Fungi; Ascomycota; Eurotiomycetes; Chaetothyriales; Herpotrichiellaceae. The record is from RefSeq and is a predicted model, not a curated record. The transcript has 2 exons. The coding region runs from base 1 to 654 and encodes 217 amino acids. Gene Ontology annotation, cellular component: cytoplasm. Gene Ontology annotation, molecular function: ATP binding; AMP kinase activity.
AUGGGGAGCAUGGCAGAAGCAGAUGGACCUUCAGAGAAGGAGGAUCAUAGACUCAGCAUCAUCUUCGUGCUAGGAGGCCCUGGCUCAGGCAAGACCACUCAAUGCGAUCGACUCUGUGGUCACCGCGGCUUCACCCGCGUGAAUAUAAACGAUAUAGUCCACGUAGAGACUAUGAAGGAGACAUCGAAGUGGAAAUCCAUCACGCAAGAAACCACCAAGCACCAGGACUCAGCCUCGAUUGAAAUGAUGGUUGAAAUACUCAAGGAACAUCUGUUAUUCCAGAAUACACAGAAGGAAUCAAACGGCAGAUUUGUUGUCGACGGGUUUCCUUGCAACCUCGAACGCGCCAAGAUAUUUGAGGAAAGACUCACCGAGCCAGUCGCCGUCAUCUUUCUUGACAAUCGCGAACGAAUCAUGACAACUCGAUGUCGAGCUCGCGCACUUUCACAGCCGUCGUCAAUUGAGACUGAACCAGUCAUCGCCGAAAGACUGCAGAGUUUCCAGACCGAAACCAAACAAGUUAUCGACCAUUACAAAAGGAGGAAUUUACUGGUCCAAGUCGACGCUACGGGUAAUCGCGAUGAAGUUCAGAUGCGGUUGCUCAUUGCUGUGGAUAUUCUUUUGAGGAAGAAGGGCUUAUGUCGAACUAUCUGA